Messenger RNA from Torulaspora delbrueckii, 723 nucleotides. RefSeq names its product guanine nucleotide exchange factor SDO1 (gene SDO1). Gene Ontology annotation, biological process: ribosome biogenesis; cytosolic ribosome assembly. The transcript has a single exon. The record is from RefSeq and is a predicted model, not a curated record. NCBI's taxonomy places the organism in Eukaryota, Fungi, Ascomycota, Saccharomycetes, Saccharomycetales, Saccharomycetaceae. Bases 1 to 723 code for a protein of 240 amino acids.
AUGCCAAUCAAUCAACCUUCAGGUCAGAUCAAACUGACCAACGUGUCGCUGGUGAAACUCAAGAAGGCUAGGAAACGGUUUGAGAUCGCAUGUUACCAGAACAAAGUACAGGAUUACCGUAAAGGUGUUGAAAAAGAUCUCGAUGAAGUGCUACAAAUUCACCAGGUGUUUAUCAAUGUCUCAAAAGGCCAAGUAGCUUCCAAGGAGGACUUGAACAAGUGUUUCGAAACGACAGAUAUCGAUGAGAUAAUUACUGAGAUUUUAACGAAGGGAGAGAUCCAGCUUUCUGAAAGAGAGAGGCAAGUGAUGUUGAAUAAGAUUAAUAAUGAAUUACUCACAAUCGUGAGUGCCAAAUGCAUUAACCCAGUGUCAAAGAAACGGUACCCACCUACAAUGAUCCAUAAAUUGCUUGUUGAGCUUAAAUUCAGUCCUGUACUGAACAAACCAGCCAAAUUACAAGCACUUGAAGCAAUUAAGCUUCUGAUUGUGAAGCAGAUCGUACCGAUCGUUAGAGCCAAGAUGAAGGUCAAGGUCACCAUCAGUUCACAGGAGACCGAGCGUAUUGAGCGGUUGCAAAAACUAGUCAAUGGUUCCCCAACUGGUGAAAGCUGGAGUUAUCUAGGUCUCAUCGAUCCAGUAAUGUAUAGAGAUCUAGUUACCGUGUGCGAAGGAAAAGGUACUGUACAAGUGAUAGAUAUGGCUGUCAUCGAUGACUCUUCUUAA